Molecule: messenger RNA, 4199 nt
Organism: Bemisia tabaci
Lineage: Eukaryota; Metazoa; Arthropoda; Insecta; Hemiptera; Aleyrodidae
Source: RefSeq, a predicted model, not a curated record
AUGACGGGUUGAUGAGCGGUGGGAGGUAGGCGGAGGGCAGUAGGUGGGGGUCACGUCAAGCUGUCCAAAAGCGACCAAUUAAACGAUUUGCUUUCGUUUCUGAUUGCAGUGAACGUGGUGGAAGCGUUGCAGGAGUUUUGGCAGAUGAAGCAGGCUCGAGGAGCGGAUUUGAGGAACGGUGCUCUAGUCAUCUACGAAUCAGUGCCGUCGGCCAGUCCGCCCUAUGUCUGCUACGUCACCCUCCCCGGCGGAUCUUGCUUCGGAAGCUUUCAGAACUGUCCCACGAAAGCUGAGGCCCGAAGAAGUGCUGCCAAAAUAGCUCUAAUGAACUCUGUUUUCAACGAGCACCCUUGUAGAAAAAUUUCGGAUGAUUUCAUAGAAAAGGCUGUGGCAGAAGCAAGGGCGUCUUUUAAGGGAGACCCGGAGGAGGCGGACAACCCGAACACGGGGAUCGGGGCGUUCCGGUUCAUGCUGGAGACGAAUAAGGAGCGGACGAUGCUGGAGUUCCAGGAGCUCAUGACCGUGUUCCAGCUGCUCCACUGGAACGGGAGCCUGAAGGCGAUGCGCGAGCGGCAGUGCUCCCGGCAAGAGGUCGUGGCGCACUACUCCAACCGAGCCCUGGACGACGACAUGCGCUCCCAGAUGGCCCUCGACUGGAUCGCCCGCGAGCAGGAGAACGCCGGCGCCCUCGGUCGGGAGCUGAACCAGGCCGAGCGGGAGCUCGAGACCGCCCGACUCGCCGGCCGGGAGCUCCGCUUCCCCAAGGAGAAGAAGGACAUCCUCAUGCUCGCACACAACCAAGUCAACGGCGGAUCCCUCUCCAGCUAAAAUUCGGCCCCCGAUCCCCAACCCAGCUCUAGCCCCACGCCUCAGCCUCCCGCCGCCCAACUCACUAAACCUAAUCAGAGGCAUAAUCAAAAUCCUCCCUCCUGUCCUCUUACAUCAAAGCCAAUGUAGCACUUUCUAGAACGACCCCACCCCCAAGUAGCAAACGAAAAGUUGCAGACAGUUUCGAUUUCUUAAAAAAAAUGUAUCUGCACUGAAACAAUUAAUAUGCUGUUUCAGCAUCCAGGAAGUCAAGAAUGUGUCUGGUGAUCCCACGAUGCUGCCUUUACUGCCCCUGCAGUUGACAUUACAUCCUGCGAAUGCAUCUUAGGACAAUCAGACACAUUUUUGACAUCCUAGGUGCUAAAACAGCAUACCAUUUAUUUGUGUGUCGCAGGCAAUGGAAUUCAUGCUAGGGCGGGUUCGAAGAUUUUCGAUUCAAGUAUACUGUCUUUGAUGUACAAUUCCGCGAGAAACACGAUAGUGCCACUGGCUCUCUUCGAAACUUUCGAGCUCGAAAAAAGCUCCUAAAGUUGAGGCCGUAGAGGAGGGGAUCCCCUACACUACGCUGCGAGUUCACCUCUAUGUACAGCCAAACUCAUCGUGCACAGAUAGGGAGGAAAUUCAACAGCAGGGUUGUCGUCCACACAAAGUGGCGACCCUGCUGAUAUGUUUACUCCCUAUCGGUGCAUAAAGAAUUUGACUGGAUGUACUUAGAGGGUGAUACUCGGCGAAGCGUGGGGGAUCUCCUCUAUGACGGCCUCAACUUUGACAGCUUGUUUUGAGCUUCGGAGUUUGCCUCAGAGCAACCCAAUGGCACCAUCGUGUUUCUGGCGAAUUUUUACGUGAAAAAUAGUAUACCUACUUUAAUCGCAAAUCCUUCAUACACGAAAGAGCUCCAUUAGCAGUCACCGGCUGUUACCGGUCGAAUGUAGUAAAGCAGUAGAGCAGUGCGGCAGUAUGAAUAGAAAAGCAUAGAAUUUAGAAAUAAAGUGACAAGAUCUUAGUGCUGAUUAUUAUUUUGCCUUUAAUUGGAAAAUACGCUUUUUCCUCCGUAGAAACAAUUUUAGGUAGAAACUGGCACACUCACGAAAACGUGUGGUGAAAUCCGUGGCCUUGGUUGGAUUUGGGUCGGACAGGCAAUUAAGCGAACGAUGCGAAGAAGCGUAGGGUAUCACGAGAAAAUGAAGGCGCUCCAAGCCGAGAUGGUGAUUUUAAAGGCCACCGAUUGAAACGCCACGAUCAUACGUUAUGCGAUUUUUAGUGACAACUCUAACUUAAGCCACUCGCAAAUCAGCGGCAAUGGCUAAUUGCCUCCAAUAUAUCCCCUGUCGUCGGCCUCCAGUUGUAAAAACUAUGUCAUGAAUUGAGAGGAUGAACAUGAGCCAUCACUAAAAAUGUUGAUAAAAGUGCAACCUCAUCAUGAUGUUCAGUUAAAUAGGUGCAGCCAAAUUGAAGGGAAUUCUAAUAAUUUGAUUUGCAAUCGCUUUUUAUAAUAAAAACAAUGCUACUUGGGUUCCGUCAAUCAUCGAUAAUAAUCUCUGAAUUUUAGGAAAUAUUUAAAAAUACUUAAAAAGCCAUAUCAUGCUGUGGUGAGUAGGAUUUCAAAAUACAAAAUUUGAGUGGUAAGUACUCUAGCAUGACUCCAAAAAUACGUCCCGAGUGAAUUUUUCAAUUUCAAGACAAAACAAUGAGUUUGGUACAACAGACACUAGGGGAAUAACUACUAUCCUUUCAAGUUCGUUUUUCCCAUCAAAUUUUGUACAUUAUUAUAUUAAUAGAAGCACUACAGCGUUUGGUAACUUUCGGAGGGAUAUUUUUAAAAAAAGUCUUACUUAGGUACCAAAAAUUAUCAGCUGAUUGAUUGACCACUGAACUGUUCUGAAGUUGUUGAAAAGUGUAGGUAUCACUUGACGCUUUCAGAUGGGACAAGACAGGGUCUCAGCCUAUGUAAUAGUGCUUGUUGGGCCAAAGCCUGAUGCUCAGCACUAUCAUUCAAUCCUCCAAUUUUAAAUAUUUUUAAUAUUAUCAAGCCAAAAUUUGUAGAAAAAACCAAUGUUAACUAAAUAGGAUGGAAUCCUGCUCAGCAUUCAAUAAUUCAAAAGCGGAGAAAACUGGGUGUGCUUUGCCAGUGAGUUAUGAAGAGCUGAAGAACAGAAAAAGUCUAUCAAAUACCUAAUACUCAAAAGCUUUCAAAGAAUAAAAAAGUAACAUUAUUUUUUUAGAAUAAGUGGGUAAUACAAAGCAACCUAUUUUAUCAGGGGCAUGAAUUCGGUAAAAUCUGUGAGGAAAUUAGAAAGAUAGAGUGAACUGGCUACUCUGCAGAAUUCCUAAAGUUCAAUCAUGUCAAUAGACUGGUUUUAAAACGUAUUAUGGUACUGUAAUUCCUUUGUAAUUUUGUGUACAGAUCAUUUUUUGUGUUCCGCCCAGCGGAAUUUGUGAUUCUAUGAGAUUUCGCUUAUUAUUGUAAGUUAUACUUAAGAUGGUGAUAUAUUUUUCUUGUAAAUACCUACUUGUAUCUCUACUUAUUUCCUCCUUUUUAAGUUUAGAGUUUAUAAAAUAAAAUUUACACGUAUACUGCGCCUAUCAAAAGACUUGUUGAUAUGUUGAAACAGAUCAUCAGAGGGAUGCAAUUUUUGCCACCAGAUUGUAUAAAAUUAAGACUUAGAGAAUAAUUUCCUAAACUUUUCUUGGCCGCUCUGAAUGGCCGCCUGUUUCAGGGAGAGAUCAAAAGGAUUUCAAAAGGAUCCUUAUGAAUACUUUUCACACCAAUUCAUUUUUUGCGGGGCUUCAUUUUGAUUUUGUUUGAAAGAUCAACUCAAAAAUUCAAUGAGCCAUUAGACAAGGUACGAAUUUAGGCAUUCUGAAGUAUGUUUCCUCUUUAAAAUUUUAUGCGGUACACGAUUUGUGCGACAAAAAUUACUGACAUGAACUCCCAACUAAGAUACAGGAAGGGCUGAUUUCAUAUUGAUCUUUCAAGUGAAACCAAGAUCAAGCUUCUAGCUAGCUUGCUGUUGGAAUCACAAGUUUAGUUCGGGUUCUUUCUGAACAUCCUAUGUAAAAAAAGAAAAGAAAAUCUGGCAGGAUUUAAAAAUUCCUUGAAAAUUGUUUUAACAAAAACUAACUGUGAGUAAAUUGAGAGGUACUGUUUUUACUCUACCUCACACUCUUCUAGAGAAUGAUGUAGUAAUUUUGCAGGUGAUGAUAGGCGACUAGAAAUUCCAAAUAAAAUUUGAUUGUGAAUAUGUACUUAAGUAUGACUGUAUGUAUGUUUGUUUGUUAAUAGAGAAUUUUAAAAUGAAUUAAUAAGCAUAUUAAAAAUUAAAAUUUUAUUUAGCAGCUGGUAUGAGCCCAGACUAGUCAAAACUUUUAAA